This is a messenger RNA of Rattus norvegicus (Norway rat), 438 nucleotides long. The record is from RefSeq and is a predicted model, not a curated record. Lineage: Eukaryota; Metazoa; Chordata; Mammalia; Rodentia; Muridae.
AUGGAUGUGUUUCUCAUGAUCCAGCGCCACAAGACCACCACCAUCUUUAUGGACGCCAAGGAGUCGAGCACAGUGUUCGAACUGAAGUGCAUCGUCGAGGGCAUCAUCAAGCGGCCGCCAGAGGAGCAGCGGCUGUACAAGGACGACCAGCUCCUCAAUGAUGGAAAAACUCUGGGCGAAUGUGGCUUCACCAGUCAGACAGCAAGGCCACAGACCCCAGCCACAGUGUGCCUGGCCUUUCGAGCAGAUGACACCGUUGAAGCACUGCUUAUUGAACCCUUCUCCAGCCCUCGGAGCUUCCAGAUGUGAUGAAGCCACAGGAUUCUGGAGGCAGUGCCAAUGAACAAGCUGUGCAGUGAGGGCCCCAGGCCUACCCCCUAGAAACCCACUCCCCAAUAAAAAAAAGAUUUGGCUGUCUAAAAACAAAAAAAAGGAGAG